UGAACAAAGAUAUCAUUGGAAAAUGUGUCAAUUUGCAAGAAUCUGUUUUUUCGGGUUAAGUGAGAUAAGGAUAAGGAAUUAGGUCCCCAAAAGAACAGACAUUAUUUUUGUGGAUUUAUUUGUGCCAAAAUGAAUACCUUUGUUGAGGAUAAACUCAAGCUUUUGCCCAGUUCCAUGAAGGAUUUGCGGCCUGUGUGUCACUUCCGUAUUCCAGUGGGUCCUUUUCUGGCUCUUGGUCUGUUGCAGGUGCCCGUUUGCAUGGCCUACAACCUGGUGAUGGCCAUUACUACCGACUUUGAGGCGACCACGUAUACGUCCUGCCAAGCCUUCAAUUUUUUCCCCUCCACAUCAGCGGCUGCCAAAUCGCAGCACACUAUUUGGGCUUGGGCAUGCUGGAUGGAGUUUCCCUUUUUGAUUGCCAGUGCCUGGUUGCAGUUCCGUUUUUACCGGAGGACUUUGCCCAAGCCGGUCCGGAGUUUCGGCUGCCUGAUGUCUAUAUUUCUAGCGGUGAAUAGUUCUAGUAUGCUGCUGUGGGGAACCUUUGCCCAAGUGGAUGGCGACUCGGUGCUGCACAUUGCCAUAGCUUUAUCCCUGUUUAUAUCGUGUGCCAUCUAUAUGGCGGGAUCCUUUGUGUGCUGCAAGUAUUAUGUGUGUGAUAGGGACUGGCAGCUGCAUGAGGAGCUGUCCAUUGAGCUAAAAAGCAAACUGGUUUUCUUCUACUUUGCCUCGGUGGUGAUAAUGUGGUUAUUUUACUAUGUCCACCAGAAGUUAUGCCUUCCCUUAGCUUACUCAAUAUUUGCCAUUGGCGAGUUUAUCUCCUGCGAGUGCUUCUGUUUUUAUCUGUGCCUGGCCUACUUCGACUUCCACCACGUCUAUAUAUGCUACGAUCAGAGAAUGGGCGUCUUCCUUAGUGAAAUCUAGACCAUUUCCAUUUUCUUAUUAAAUGUAUUAACAAAAUCGUAUAAAAGAUAACAAAAUACUUAA
This is a messenger RNA of Drosophila rhopaloa, 984 nucleotides long. Its product is annotated as post-GPI attachment to proteins factor 2. Bases 130 to 921 code for a protein of 263 amino acids. NCBI's taxonomy places the organism in Eukaryota, Metazoa, Arthropoda, Insecta, Diptera, Drosophilidae. Gene Ontology annotation, biological process: GPI anchor biosynthetic process. Gene Ontology annotation, cellular component: Golgi membrane; endoplasmic reticulum membrane. The record is from RefSeq and is a predicted model, not a curated record. The transcript is spliced from 2 exons.